GAGAGGGCGUAUAAGGACUCGAACGGCGGGCGUCUGGUAUAAUCGGCUGGCGGUAGUGGCAGACACGUGAGAUGUCUCGCUGUCGUUUCCUGCAGCGGUGGACUAUUCGUGCAGAGACUGGUGGGGGUGGGACGUGGAAUGUUUUGUAGUGAUGGAGGGACCGGUGAUGGUGGUGUGUGCGAGUGAGAGGGAGAGGGAGACAAAGGUUCGUGACAAGGAAGAGCAACCAAGAAAGCCAGCCCACUACCGAUUAUUGGCUGUCCAUCUUCUCUUGGACUUCAUACUUCACCUCUUGAUUCCUCUUCCCUCAGCGAAAUGCAACUUGCUAGAGGGCCUCAAUAGAGCGUUAUGCUUCCAUCUUCAUCUCCAGACUCCGCCAGCACUGUUCAUUGAACCUGACUGUGGCUCGGUUCAUGCGAUACUAGAGAAAUAGCUUGGCAGUAUAUAUAUAUGUCUGGCAUGCCCCAAGAUUGCGCCUAUAUUCCGACCUGGUCGAGCACAAGAUCAAUAUUGAAAGCUUGCAGCCGCUCGUGGACGUGAAAGGAAGCAUGCUCGCUCGUCGAUGAAACGAUGUCGUAGACCAGAUCACCGGGGCCACUCGCCAUCCGAGAAACCUCCACGGAGCGCUGUCCAUGCGCCUACAUUGAUGCCAAAGAGCUUGGUCUCGGUCGAUUUGCCUUCUGCAGUAUAUUUGCCUUCUGCAGUAUAUUUGCCUUCUGCAGUAUACCAGGUGGUGACCAGGCGUGCACGGCAUUUCAAGCACAGCUCUUGGGUGAGAAGUGAAUUCUCGGACUGGCCCUUACUGCGACGCAUCUACAUCACAAGGAACGCCACUGUGUACCGCCGAGCUGACUAUCUGGACGAUGAACAGAGAGACACUCGUGCUAUGCGUGUCUUGCUAGCAGCGGCGACAACACGAGACGGCACUAGUCACUCGCUCACGAGGAGGGAAGUAAGUGUGGAUUCCGCCAAGAACUUCACCAGCGCAUGGUGUUGUACGCAUACUCUAUUUUCGACUUGAUCUUGGACUCAACUCCACACUGCAUCUGCUCUUCCAAACUCGAUCCCAUUGCCUCGCGGUUCGCCCAACACAUCUUCUACGCAAAGGACAAAGUGCAGCGCGGUGAUUUUGGCCUCGCGACAGUCAGUGGGAACGAAGGGACACGACUGCGCGCUGACAUCUGGAAUCGCGCCUCCUCCGAAAAACAUCACGCGAGUAAAGUUGACGACCAACCUACAUCUGUCCAGGCUCGAACUACCACACCUCCUUGUUCCUCUUGCCUCACACGAUCGAGCACUACGUGCGUACAGCAGUCAGCCGACGAGAUGGAAAAUUUAGUGGACUUGUCGCAAGCCGUUCGGGUAGUGAGCGUAGACGACCUCGCGAUCACCUUCACAGCAUACCGGAUUAACGCCAGCAGCCCACCACUCCGCCGCAACAUGGGCUCGAACAGCAGACAUCAUCAGCUGGUGGUCGAAUUCCCCUGCUUUGAUCUGCUUCCAUCCGGUGGUCGCCUGGUGCUCGAGCAACCAGUGAACAUCAAACAUCGCGAACGACCCCAGGACAACGGCUUCUUCGAGCACAACCAUCCGGAUGCCAUGGUCCGCCUCGAAACGCGCGCGGACGUGUCACACUCUCACGUUCCAGUAUUUGAGAGGAAAUACCGACUCGAAGACAUGAUCGCGCGCUUAUCGCUUGCACCGGGCUUCAGUACCCUCAAGAUCAUCUCUUUUCAAGUCGCUGGCCAAGUGGUUCAUCGGUUCCAGCUCCAGACGAAUUGGGUUACCGCACAAGCACAAGCGUUGUUUUCACACGAGAUGCAGAACUUCGAGGCGUCCGAAUACGAGUGGAAUUUGAUACGGGAGCGUGGUUCGCGUGAGCUGUGGGUGAAGCUUCUGGACACUCAUAUGAAUCGUGCCACGGACUUCUCGUUCCUUCAAGUACAUGAGCGGAUGAAGCAGCACGACGUGAGGAUGGCGGAGUGCGAUAUGCAGAUCCUUGCGCCUUUGUGGGACACGGAGCCUUUCCAGUCCGCCAACAAUGUUCUCAAGUUGCGCAUGCGUAAGCUGCACACGUUUGAACUCGACAGUGAACAGGACUUGUACGAGCUGCCUUGUGGUCACCAGUUCAUGUGCAAUGACACAUAUCUGAUGACCGUCAUGACUGAGGAAGAGUGUCGCGAUACGAAGUGCCCCCAAUGCAACCAAACCAUCCUCAACUCCGACGAGGACUUUAUUCGUCUGGCCAUCGUCCACGACCGUCGAGUUCGGGAGCAAAAGAAGCGGGACGAGACAACAUGGGAACAGUUAAAAGCGGAUUUCCAGCUCGGCAUCCACAACCAGCCCCGCGACACCAACGAGAACUUCCCCGUCUCAUGCAGAGACUUCCGACAAGCGCUGCUGGACGCUCGAAACUCCUUCCACCUUCCCCUGACGACCAUGCCGCACGAGAUCAAUUUCGUCAAUUACCCGGAAACCGAACACAUCCAAGACAUGCUGUUGAAGCAACUCACCACCGACUACCAACCCAUGAUCGUCUCCGGCGAAGUCACCCUGGGCCUCCUCAUCAAAUUCGCGUCCAAUGCUCUCCAGCACUACAUCGGAGGAGUCGCCGGAAACACCCCCAACGACGAUGUCUGGACCACUCUCCCUCCCACCUACCGCCACUUUCUCCUCGCCUGGUUUACGCGCACGUUGCAUCUCAAUUAUGCCCGGUUCAAGCAGACGUGGCAGAAUGUGGCACAUGCCAUGGACGAGCUGUGCGUCCAGAAACCUGAUGAUUCCUAUCGUCUGGGGUAUAAGCUCGAUUUGAGCUUCAUGGGCAAGCGGGGAAAAAGGGGCGACAACACCACUGCAGGUGGGGAACGAGAGGGCGGCGGCGGCGGAGGCGGCGACGACGACGUGGUGACGUAUUGUCCAGAAGAGGGCGAUUGGAAGAAGGUUGUGAAGCAGUUUGAGUAGGCGGCGGAAUUCCCUUUGUUUAUGGUUAAUAGUGUUAUGUUCAGCGAGCGGAUAACGGAUGCCUUAGUCUUCCGUAACAUAAGACAGAGAGAGAGAGAUAGAGAGCC
Molecule: messenger RNA, 3068 nt
Organism: Sphaerulina musiva SO2202
Lineage: Eukaryota; Fungi; Ascomycota; Dothideomycetes; Mycosphaerellales; Mycosphaerellaceae
Exons: 2
Coding region: 988-2961 (657 amino acids)
Source: RefSeq, a predicted model, not a curated record